Vigna angularis (adzuki bean) is the source of this 2220-nucleotide messenger RNA. RefSeq names its product 3-epi-6-deoxocathasterone 23-monooxygenase CYP90C1. The record is from RefSeq and is a predicted model, not a curated record. The transcript has 9 exons. Gene Ontology annotation, biological process: brassinosteroid biosynthetic process; sterol metabolic process; brassinosteroid homeostasis. Gene Ontology annotation, molecular function: oxidoreductase activity, acting on paired donors, with incorporation or reduction of molecular oxygen, NAD(P)H as one donor, and incorporation of one atom of oxygen; iron ion binding; heme binding. Bases 313 to 1794 code for a protein of 493 amino acids. NCBI's taxonomy places the organism in Eukaryota, Viridiplantae, Streptophyta, Magnoliopsida, Fabales, Fabaceae.
AGUAGGAGAUGGGAAAGAAGUGGGAUUAAGAACUAUCUAAAUUGAGUGAAGACAAAAUAAACGAUCACGGUUGAUUAGGUGAACCCAAUAAGGCCAUCACAUUAAAUGAUUGCUUGAAGCCCUAGAUCUUCAGAAUCUCCCUCUCAAUAUGUGUAACCCCACUCUCAUUUAUAAGGAAGGACAAAAAGAAGUUUUUUCCAAACAUUCAAUACCUCCUUCUCUCUCUCUCUUUCCCCUCUGCAUGAACUCAAACUCAUUCACACAACCCCUCAACAACCUAUUCCUACAAGGGUUUGUUUGAUUCUGUGUGACAUGGAAUGGAUUAUUGGACUGUGGACUCUGAUGGGUAUCAUCCUUACAUGGUGGUGCUACUGGUUUCUGUGUGUCAAAAAGGAAAACGGUGACAGGGUGAAACAGAAGAAGAAGAAGAAGAAGAAGGGGAAAGUUCCAAGAGGUAACAAAGGUUGGCCUUUACUCGGAGAAACCCUUGAGUUCAUUGCUUGUGGCUACACCUCCAACCCUGUCAGCUUCAUGGAAAAACGCAAGUCUCUGUAUGGUAGUGUAUUUAAGACAAGCAUUUUGGGAACUGGUGUGAUUGUGUCCACAGACCCAGAAGUGAACAAGGUGAUUCUGCAGAACCAGGGGAACAUAUUCGUCCCUGCUUAUCCAAAAUCUGUGAGAGAACUAAUGGGAGACUACUCCAUCCUCCAAAUGAACGGGAACAUGCAUAGGAAAAUUCAUUCACUCCUUGGAGGCUUCCUACGAUCCCCUCAAUUCAAAGCUCGAAUCACUACAGAUAUUCAACACUCUGUUAAACAAUGCUUUGCAACUUGGACCCACCAACCAAUUUACGUUCAAGAUCAAGUCAAAAAGAUCACAUUCACUAUUCUGGUUAAAGUUCUGCUUAGCAUUGGUCCCGGUGAAGAUUUAGACUUCUUGAAGAGAGAAUUUGAAGAGUUCAUAAAAGGGUUGAUUUGCUUACCCCUCAAGUUUCCUGGAACAAGACUACAUAAAUCCUUGAAGGCUAAGGAAAGAAUGAUGAAAAUAGUGAAGAGGGUAAUAGAGGAAAGGAACAAUAAUAUGCAUAAGAAGAAGAAUUCAGAAGAGAAAGGAGGUGCAGCAAAUGAUGUGGUGGAUGUGCUCUUAAGGGAUAUUGGUGAUAGCAACACUAUCUCUAACAUGUUGGAAAAUAUCUGUGAGAACAUAAUUGAGAUGAUGAUCCCUGGGGAGGAGACUCUUCCCACGGCUAUGACCAUGGCUGUCAAAUUUCUCAGUGACUCUCCCCUUGCCCUAUCCAAAUUACUGGAAGAGAACAUGGAAUUGAAGAGGCGGAAGAAUAGUGCAGAGGAUUACGUAUGGAGUGACUACCUUCAACUGCCAUUCACACAAAAUGUUAUCAGCGAAACUCUGAGAAUGGCAAAUAUUGUGAAUGCGAUUUGGAGAAAAGCAGUGAAAGACGUUGAAAUCAAAGGGUAUUUGAUUCCUAAGGAUUGGUGUGUUGUGGCAUCUCUUACUUCUGUGCAUAUGGAUGAGAUGAAUUACGAAAACCCUUUUAAGUUUGAUCCUUGGAGAUGGGAGAAAAGCGGAGGAGGAGCUAAUAACAAUUGGUUUACACCAUUUGGUGGUGGACAGAGACUGUGUCCUGGAAUAGAACUCUCAAGGCUAGAGCUAUCUAUCUUCCUUCACCAUCUUGUUACCACUUACAGAUGGGUGGCGGAGAAGGAUGAAAUAAUCUACUUUCCAACAGUGAAGAUGAAGAGGAAGCUCCCAAUUAGUGUAACAAGCAUUAAUUAACAGCUAAUUGGAUUGUACAGUGAUAUGAUAUAGAUAGGUGUAGAUAUUUGUUUGAGUGUAGAGAGUAAAAAAAGUAUAGGAAAAAAGGGAGUGUGUAUCGUUGUGUUAGCUCUAAUGUCCCAUCUAUUUUUAGAGAAAGGUGGCUUUGGGCCCUCCUAUAAUAAUAUUGAGAAAUUGAAUGCAAGUGGGAAUUAUUGAAGCUAACUCUGAUCUUGAGUCUCUGUCCAUUAAAUUUUUGUGUUUGAUUCCUUUGUAACGUUUGUGGUGGGUUUGGAUAUCCAUGUGGGUUUUGUUGUUCUCAUGGUCCCAUGCCAUGAUAUGGGCUCGUGCUCCACCACCCACUGUUCUUCUCUCAAUUAGUGGAUUUGUACAACUCUUGUACCUGCUACUCGAUCCCACAAUUAACAAUCAUAUGUUUUCAUGCAA